Fusarium redolens is the source of this 3350-nucleotide messenger RNA. Its product is annotated as MCM2/3/5 family-domain-containing protein. The transcript has 3 exons. Bases 181 to 3243 code for a protein of 1020 amino acids. The record is from RefSeq and is a predicted model, not a curated record. Gene Ontology annotation, molecular function: single-stranded DNA binding; single-stranded DNA helicase activity; ATP binding. Gene Ontology annotation, biological process: DNA strand elongation involved in DNA replication; double-strand break repair via break-induced replication; DNA replication. Gene Ontology annotation, cellular component: nucleus; MCM complex. NCBI's taxonomy places the organism in Eukaryota, Fungi, Ascomycota, Sordariomycetes, Hypocreales, Nectriaceae.
CGUUAAGCACUUUACGCGUCUGAAAAAAGGAGACGCGACCCGUCACCCAGCCAAUCCCUUCGAGGCCCCUCAUCUUCACCACCAAUUUCCCAACGUCAACAGUAGCAAAAGACAAGGGUCAAGCCAAAUCACUUCUUUUAGCUUCUCUGGCAUAAACGUACAAAGAUCACCCAAACGAAAAUGUCGUCGCCUACGAAAAGGUCGACACGCAGCUCAGCGACUCCUCGUCGUGCUGCUGGCAAUUCGGAGACGCCCCGUCAAGGAAACUCUCAGCUCGAUGCCCCUUCGAGUCCCCUCUUCUAUCAGUCUUCGUCACCAGGACCAAGCAAUCAGAAUAACCUCCCCGGAGAUGUGUCUUCGCCAUUGGGGCAGAUGACGAACAGUCAGAGCACUCGCGGUCGUAGCGAUGUCCCCAACUCCCCCCUGCGACAGAUGACAGAUACUCGAAGCGAUCUGGAUCCUGAAAGAACACCUCGAGCAAACCCAACCACACCAGCCUAUCAUGGAGGAUCUUCACCUAUCCGCUACGAACCUAGCUCCAGCCCUGGCAGAUCACUGCGACAACAGUCUGAGCUUCGAAGUGAGGGUAGUGGCUUGUUCUUGGGUUCUCAACUUGGCACACCGGCACCUCACCGCAGAGGCGAUAUCAACUCCGAUGCGACUCGAACACCCCGUGCUGCUCGACGAGUGAUUCUUGACGAUGCUGGCCGUGUAGUUCGUGAGGGCCCCGCUGAUGGAUCCGACGCCGCCUCAUUUGCGAACAGGGAUCCCAAUACAUCAGAGGCCGAUGUUCUUGGUGGACAGGGACAAAGUCUUAUUUGGGGUACAACCGUCUCUAUCGACGAUACCUUCGCAUCGUUCAAGGAAUUCCUUCGCAACUUUACACAGAAGUAUCGGAUGUACCGCGAUGGUGCGUCAGAUGAAGACGUUCAAAACGCUCCUGAUGCAGAGUCAAAGCCAUAUUGGGAGGCUCUGGAGAACAUGUUGCUUUUGGGAACAACACGACUUUACCUUGAUAUCUCUGACCUGAAUCUAUAUCCACCAACCCGAAAGCUAUGGCAUCAAAUUCAAGCCUACCCCCAGGAAAUCGUGCCUGUCAUGGAUCAGUCCGUUCAUGACAUGAUGGUUGAGAUUGCACGGGCAGAGACUUUGAGAAAUCGUCAAUCGCAGAGCAGCGCUGGCCACCAAGCUUCCCAGCAGAGCACUCAGAGCUCUGAACCUGUCUUCCCCAGCUCAGAUAGACCCGAGGAGGCGCCUACACCCCGGACACAACCAGAUCAACAACAGCAAGCUUCGCUGGAGGAUCAAGUAGCUUCAUCUAUUUAUGUGGUUCGACCAUUUGGUCUGGACAAGACCACCAACCUGAGAGAUCUGAACCCCUCCGAUAUGGACCGCUUGAUUAGCAUCAAGGGUCUCGUUAUCCGAACAACCCCCGUUAUUCCCGAUAUGAAAGAUGCCUUCUUUCGUUGCAAUGUUUGCAACCACUCUGUCAAUGUUGGCUUGGAUCGUGGCAAAAUUCGCGAGCCUACCGAGUGUCCUCGUGAGAUUUGCAAGUCCAAGAACUCCAUGUUGAUCGUGCACAACAGAUGUUCCUUCGAGGACAAGCAAGUUAUUAAGCUUCAGGAGACACCCGAUGCUGUGCCUGCUGGUCAGACGCCUCAUUCAGUGUCAGUCUGCGUUUACAACGAGCUGGUCGACUUUUGCAAGGCUGGUGACCGUGUGGAGUUGACAGGUAUCUUCCGUGUCAGCCCUGUUCGUGUUAACCCCCGCCAGCGUGCUCUCAAGAGUGUACACAAGACAUAUGUUGAUGUUCUUCACAUCCAAAAGGUCGAUAAGAAGCGCAUGGGUGCUGACCCAUCCACGCUCGGUAUCGCUGGUGAGGAGGAAGCCGAAGCCGGAGAAAACGGCAUCGAAGAGACACGAAAGAUCACGAUUGAGGACGAAGAGAAGAUCCGGGAGACAGCCGCCCGCGACGAUAUCUACGAGCUUCUUGCUCGUUCCCUAGCUCCCUCGAUCUACGAAAUGGACGAUGUCAAGAAGGGUAUCCUGCUACAACUCUUUGGGGGCACCAACAAGACGUUUCAAAAGGGUGGUAGCCCCAAGUAUCGAGGUGACAUUAAUGUCCUCCUCUGUGGUGACCCAUCGACAGCCAAGUCGCAGAUGCUUUCAUACGUUCACAAGAUUGCCCCCCGCGGCGUUUACACGAGUGGUAAGGGAUCCUCAGCUGUCGGUUUAACUGCAUACGUUACUCGCGACCCAGAAACAAGACAGCUUGUCCUCGAAUCUGGAGCCCUGGUCUUGUCAGACGGUGGUGUCUGCUGUAUCGAUGAGUUUGAUAAGAUGUCAGAUGCUACGCGCUCCGUACUCCACGAAGUGAUGGAGCAGCAGACUGUCUCAGUCGCCAAAGCCGGUAUUAUCACCACUCUCAAUGCACGAACCAGUAUUCUCGCCUCCGCAAACCCUAUCGGCAGUCGUUACAAUCCCGACCUUCCUGUUCCUCAAAAUAUUGACCUUCCUCCUACACUCCUCUCGCGAUUUGAUCUCGUGUACCUCAUCCUGGACAAUGCCGACGAGAAGAAUGACCGACGCUUGGCCAAGCAUCUUUUAUCGCUCUAUCUUGAGGAUAAACCCCAAUCCGCUCCCAACAGUAAUGAUAUUCUACCAGUCGAGUUCCUCACUCUCUACAUUUCUUAUGCGAGAUCCAAGAUUCAACCUACUAUCUCACAAGAAGCCGCCCAGGAGCUGGUCGACUGCUAUGUUGCGAUGCGCUCCCUUGGACAAGAUGUCCGCGCCGCUGAUAAGCGUAUCACUGCCACUACCCGUCAGCUUGAGAGUAUGAUUCGUCUCUCCGAAGCUCACGCCAAGAUGCGCCUUUCUGAGACUGUCACUCGUGACGAUGUUCGCGAGGCCAAUCGUCUUAUCCAGAGCGCCUUGAAGACGGCCGCCACAGAUGCCCAGGGACGUAUCGACAUGAGUCUCCUCACGGAGGGAACAAGUGCUGCUGAUCGCAAGCGUCGCGAUGAGCUACGUACUGCUCUUCUACGCCUCUUGGAUGACAUGACAGCCGGUGGCAACACCGUGCGUUGGGCCGACGUUGCUCGCCGACUGAGUGAGGGCGCCAGCGUUCCUGUCGAACAAUCCGAAUUCAACGACGUGAUGAGGGCUCUUGAGGCGGAGAACGCCAUCAUGAUCACAGGCGAAGGAGCAAGAAGGACCAUCCGCAGAGUGACCUCUGUUGCAUAAAAGUAAUAAGUAUGGAGAGCUCAAUUGAUGCUGAAUGAUUUACCAUGUAGAUGAGUUGAUGAGGUUUACUCGGGUCAAAGGUUGUAUGAUGACGAACCUCCUGGCUG